AACAGGCGACGCACUGAUUUGUGAUGAAAGAGAACUGGGUUGGGUGACUCAAUAUAACAGAUGAGGGUAUUAGACUAAAAGUGCUCAAUUUUUGCAAACUUAGAGGAGAAAUAGUGCUCAAGGUUAUAUUUGGAGGACAAAAUUAGACCUAACCUAAAGAUAAGGGAUAAUUUUGGCCAAAAACUUCGUCAUUGUUCCUUUUCUUCGUUUUUUUUCAGCUACUAGCCGUCAGUAGAAAUAACAAUGGAGUCCAAAGUCCUCCCACCGGCGCCGUCAAUUUCUGGCUUUCCGUCUUACUCCGGCCACUGGAACCUUCAAAGUCCGGCUGCAAAAUCACCGGCGCCGGCAACAACGCCGUUAUCGGGUCAAGAAAUACGGCGAUGGAGACCGGCGGCGCAACGAAACUUGAGAAACCAGUGGUCGAAAUUGGCUUCCCUAAGGACUCAAUGGCUUGACUUAUCAUCUACUGCUCGAUUUUACGCUACCUCAGUAGUAAAUUCCUAUCUCUCCCAAAGGUAUAUGGAUGCAAUGGAGUUGGGUAUUUUGAAAGAGAUGCCUGAUAUACGUAAAAAAGCAUGUAGAAAAUUGUUCAAGCAGCAGGAGACUAAUAGGAGUAAGCUCUUGUCAUCUUACAAAGAUAUGGUGGCUGUUGUAACUCAGAUGGUCAAUAUUUCGAAAUCUAUGAGGUGUUAUCUCAAAGGAACAACUGGCACUCCACUUACUGAGUUUUCUUGCUUCCCUGGAAAUCAGAAUGAUGCUGGUGAUUGUGAUGGGAUUCCUGUUUUCACCUUUUGGUCAAUCUUUGAUUUCGAGAAACUAGCAGAGGAGCUGCUCCAGAUGUUUGUGUCAGAAACAAAUAUAAAGCGGUUGCUAGUGAUGGAAAUAUGCUCCAUUGGUUCCGAGGAUUUUUCACAAGUCGACAGGCUGAAAUGGAGUGAUGAGUUCUAUGUGGGAGAGUUUGAUGAUCUACGCAUAUGUAAUUCAAACUCAACUGAGGUUCUUAAGCAACUCGUGCCCAGGGUAGAGAACUGCAAUUCUCAGUCUACCACUAUGCAAUCAAGUAGCCAAUUGGAGAGGAACGUUCUCCAGGUUUACUUAACAACCUGGCUUGCAGAAGUCAAUGUUGAUAGAUUCAGGAUAGGUGAAUUAUUUGCUAUGGUAAGUGAGGAGAUGCAUGUUACCAUAUCAUGAAGCCUCAACUACAUAG
This is a messenger RNA of Lycium ferocissimum, 1207 nucleotides long. RefSeq lists its product as uncharacterized. The record is from RefSeq and is a predicted model, not a curated record. NCBI's taxonomy places the organism in Eukaryota, Viridiplantae, Streptophyta, Magnoliopsida, Solanales, Solanaceae. The transcript is spliced from 8 exons. Bases 244 to 1191 code for a protein of 315 amino acids.